This is a messenger RNA of Lotus japonicus, 1892 nucleotides long. RefSeq lists its product as uncharacterized. Bases 208 to 1596 code for a protein of 462 amino acids. Lineage: Eukaryota; Viridiplantae; Streptophyta; Magnoliopsida; Fabales; Fabaceae. The transcript has 5 exons. The record is from RefSeq and is a predicted model, not a curated record.
GAAAUGAGACGAUUAAGUUACAGUAGUAGGGUUGGUACAUUAAACUCUGUGCCACAUUAAUCUCUCCCUCGGCCAUUACGACAGUGAUUCUGAGAGAACAAGAGUUACAAAUUUUGUUGCUUCACUGCUUCUUCUCCGUUUCGCUUUUCUCUCAGAAUACGCGAGUGUUCCUUUUUUAAAGGAUGACAUUGUUUUUAUAAAAGGAAAAUGGGGCGUGCUUCAAUAGAGACCGACCCGGUUGAUUCUCUUAUGAUUGAGGAUUGGAGGGGUCCUUAUACUGCGGAUAAAAGAUCAAGGGCAGAAAGGCGUUGGAAGAGAAGGGAGGUCAGGGAGGUCGUGGGCUUGCAAAACUGUUCUGCAUCUGCCAGUAAAACUGUGAAGAGUCAUGGAAAUAUGGCUGUUUCAACAGAGCAAAAUGUUCAUAUUGUAGAGGAUGAAACUGAUGAAGAUUACAAAGUAUAUUUGGAUGCCUGUGUUUCUGAUAUUGAUUGUGCCAGUAAUAUUAAUGUUGGUUCUGAUAUUAACAUCAACACUGGCUACAACAGUGACAAUGAUGAUGAUGGUGAAGAUCCUGAUUAUAAGAUGUUCUUGGAGAAUAUGAGGGAAGAAAGUGAUUCCUACGUUUACUCUUCGCAUAAUGGGCUCAAGUUAUUCUCUAAGUUGUCUAACGAUUUGACUCACAAUAGAGCUGGAAAUGUCGGAAAUGCAAGUAGUGAUUCAAUGAGAAAACAGACAGGUCGCCCCAUGGAAUCUCAGAAAAGUAUCGACCCUAAAAGCAGACCUUGUAAUAAAAUGCCUUCUAGUGUUCCCCAGAAUAUUAGCCACAAUGAUGUGGAGUUUGAUGAUGCUGAUGAAGAUUACCAGAUAUUUCUGAAUUCAUGUAGGAUUGAUGGUGACAAUUUGGUCUAUAUAAAUGAUGAUUUGAUACGAAAAAGAUCAAGUGCUAGGCAAAAUUCCCAAGUUUCAAAUCUUGCAUUUUAUACUCCUGAAGAGCAUUCCGAAGCUGAUGAAGAUUACCAACUAUAUCUUAAUUCUGGUGGGAUUCUUGAUGGCGAUAUGGUGUAUAUGCCUGACAAGAAUACAACAAUGGCAUCUGAAGUGGAGGGUGGCAGUAAUUCCUCGGAUUCAGAUCUAAUUAUUAUAGAACCUGAUCUAUUUUGUGAAGACACACCAUUUGUAUCUUCGAAAGUAUAUGAUUCAUCUUGGUUUGAGAACAAAAUGAACCCCGGAGACAGCAAGCAAUUCUCUGCUGAUCAUUCUCAGUUUAGGAGAAGACUUAUGGAAUGUCUUCAAAAGCCUUUUGACCAGCAAGAGUGUGAUGGAUUUCUGGAUUCAGUACGUAAACAGACACAAAUGGAACGUCAUAUAGAAUUACGAGGGGGGGUGAAUAAACCAUAUCAUGUUAGCGGUACUGUUAACAAAUCAUAUCUUGAGUUGAACCCUGAUUUAGGCGAUGUCAUUGCUGCAAUCAAGGAACCUCAUAGGGUUUUGUUUCUCUUGCGUGGAUUCUUUUUCUGGUUGAGGAAUUUGAGCCACCCUGGAGUAUUUAAGCCCUGGCUUGAUAAAACAUGUCUGGAGUAUUUACAAACAAUGUGAAAAUGAAGUUUGGAAGCAGUGAUUUAAGCUGGCAUAGGCAAUGAAGUUUAUGUACAGUUAAAUUUAGCCCUUGAGCUAUGACCUGGUUGGUGACAUAAGGAUUGAGAUUUUCCUCAUUUGUAGCUCUUUUUGUAUGGAAACUACCUCUCGUUCCUGUUAUCUCUUUUUGGUCCCCUCUUUUGCUGCACUUCAUUACUGAGAAUAUGGGGCAGAUGAUAAUUGGGGGGCUUGGGUGGAUAAAAAAUAUCUUGUUCAUGUGUUUGUUGAGUUGAAAAGAAAGGUCUCAUGUUUCACUA